Molecule: messenger RNA, 1794 nt
Organism: Cavenderia fasciculata
Lineage: Eukaryota; Evosea; Eumycetozoa; Acytosteliales; Cavenderiaceae
Exons: 5
Coding region: 1-1794 (597 amino acids)
Source: RefSeq, a predicted model, not a curated record
AUGACAACAACUAUACAACAAAUCCUAUUAAUACCAUUAUUGGUUGUAUUUAUAUUAUAUAGCAGCACAUCAGUGUUGUCUCCUCUAACAGUAGUCAAUGGAUUAGAUAUAUCUGACACGGUACAGGUAAUCAACGAUCCAUUUGUAUUGGGAAACAAUGAGAAUCUCAAUCUGGUCAAUGCCACCAUCAUCCUAAACACCACCAACAUUUACAUUUCACCAACCUCUAGCAUCACCACCCGAUACGAUUGUGCCAUCAAAUCGACAUCCAAUCUCAACAUCACCAUUGCAUCUCUCAUUGGUUCUUUUAACGGUUCCUUUGAAAUUUCAACUAUUUAUCUUGAAAAUAUAACAAUAGAAAUGACAGCCAAUUCAACAUUAUAUGAUACAAUUAUUGAAAUGAAUAAUUCAAGUGGAUUGAUCGUUAAUUCGGUGAAUUUAAUUGGCUUGUACAAUUAUUUGGGUGAUGGAGAGUCGAUUUUCAAGGGCGGACGUAUCACUACUCAAAGUUAUAAUCCUCAAUUUUGCGGUGUUUUUAUUCACCCUGGUAAUGUGCUCAAGGCAUCGGGUAUGCCGUUGCCGACAUGGGUGCUCCGUACAACCGUCUAUAACAGCAGAGUCUUUUCGACGGUGCUGCCUAUUUUAGUGCCAUCAACCGAGUAUCUAAGGGGAACAAUGACAGGGAAAUACAACUUUUUUGGUAAACUCACCACUAGUCCUCGUACGACACUACUUUUUACCGACUUUGGUCUGACCAUUUAUGACAUGGAUCUACAGGGUGGUGCUAUCAAUGUGACCAACUCUGUUUGGGAUUUGUCGUACAAUGUGACACGUGUUGUCAACUCGACCAUCAAUUUUAGAACCAACAGCACGUUUGUCAUUAACCAGAUCGCUCCAGACUUGGGUGUAUCGCCUUUUGAGUGUCCUCAAUCAUGUCUCAACGCCACCACCCUCUGUUCGCCAUACUAUGGCUGCAAUGUUGGCCAGAUCCAAUGUCUUGGCAGUCAGGCAUGUGUCGACACGCUCGACCAAUGUGACCUCUACGGCUCCGUUCCCCUCCCCUUCUCGACACGUUUCAUAAAGUCUAACUCGGACGUUUAUGCUGAACACCGAUCCAAUGCUGCCAUUUGGUCACAAGCCAACUCUGAACUAGAAAUCAAGAGUAAUUCCCAUUUGGUCAUUCCAAGCGGCCUACUCCCCUCCACAAUCCAAUUGGUCCAAUACAGUUCCAUGGCCGACUCUCUUGCACUCCAAGUAAAUGGUUCAAAAAUUAGAUCAGAUUUUAGUUAUUUUAAUCAUAUCAUUUCCCCUCCUUUAAAAUUACAACUUUAUAAUGCAACAACUAAAACCUUCUUUAAACAUUGGAAUUUCCAAAAUAAUACUGUAUCUUUGUAUUAUAAUUUAGGUGCAGAUUUCAAACAUGACUUGGAUGCUAUAUGUUUGGCAUUUAUCAAUUCUAAUAAUGAAUGGGAAUGUACACCAUUUACAAUUACACCUCGACUCAACGGUAUUCUUGAGACCAAGACAACACACUUUUCAAGUUUUGCUCUUUUGUUAAAGUAUGACAAAAAUGGCGAGCAAGAAGAGAGCAAAGAAGGUACAGUCUCCAAGCAAAAGAUGAUCAUCAUUGCGACAUCAGUUGUUGGUGGCAUCGUGUUGUCUGCUAUUGGUGUAGCGUUGGUUGUCAACUUUAAGAUCAAAAAUCAUUCCUUUAGACGUUGGAGUGUACGUGUCAGCAAAGAAGACAUUUCUGAUUUAGACAGAUACAAACAAAAGAAUUUUAGAGCCACUUAG